AUGCCGAAACGCAGCAGAGACGAAGUAAAAGCAGCGCCCAUCAGCGCACUUGCGGCGCGCAGGCUGCGGUCGCGCGACGUAAUUGUACCCGCUGCACCAGAACCACCUGCCCCAGCAGUAGCAGCAGAGACCCCCGAGAAGCCCAAGAAGAAGAAGACGGCCGCAACAACAAAAAGCCCCGCAGUAGAGGGGGCCACAGCCACAGUAGCAGAGAUCCAGACUGCAGGUGUAGACGAAGAAAUUGCAGCGAAACGGCGCGAGAUCGAAGAGAAGCUUAAGGUGCAAGCAGAGAUAGCCAAUCCGACUGCAGCGCAGGAGCAUGGGAAUACGAGUCUGGAUGAUUCUGCGCUUGCGCGCAUAAUAAGCGGGCGGAAGAGUACCGAUGGAGCAGAUGAGGAAAUGGUCGAUGUAGGCGAGCUUGCAGAGGUUGCAAGAGGAUUUGAAGAUGAUGUUGAGGUUAUGGUGGAGGUGAAUGAAGGGCCCGUAGAGAAAGAACCGAUUCAGAUUUCAACCUUUGUUCCCAACUCCGACAAUUAUAUCCAGUCCGAAGAUAAUCUUACUGGUACCUUCCGCCUCACCUCCGGCGAAACGCUCGUUAUACUCGGCGAAUACGUCCUCGAGGUCGUUACAGGAAGUAUAGCACUCUACGGAGCUACCUUAACAAAGGAAUCAGGUCGCCAAACCAUAUAUGCGCCUUCGACUGGACCAUUGCCAGUCAUCGAAUGUAACAGAUUCAAGGGUAAGGCGGAGGGAAGGGACCAGCGAUUUGAUGCAGAGAUUAUAGUUGCAGACCUCAACUCGGGACUAAGAGAUAUCGGGAAAAUAUUUCCGUUGUUUAAGAGCAUAUGGACCCCGGCAGGAACCAAGUCCAAGGGGACCGAGGAGACAGUGUCAUUUUUCCCAUUGUUCUCCACCACCUACCCCGUCCCUACAAUAAACACCUCACCCAGUUUUAAUACUGUCUAUGAUACCCUCGUCCAGAAAAACGUCCCGGAAACACACUCUACACCCUCUCCCCCUUCAAUAAUAAUAACCGGCUCCAAAGGCGCGGGGAAAUCCACCUUUUGCCGCACCCUUAUCAAUAAGCUUCUCACGUCGACGUGUACCUCAAUCGCCUUCCUCGAUGUAGAUCCCGGUCAACCUGAAUUCACAGCCGAAGGCUUCGUCUCUCUUCACCGUAUUACGGAGCCGGUCUUCGGACCACAGUUCACACAUUCGAACCCAGAUACUGUAGUCCGGGCCCAUUACACAGGCUAUAAUUCGCCAAAGGAUGACCCGGCACAUUACAUAUCAUGUAUUAUAAACCUAAUCGCCACCUACCGCGAGAAUCUAGAGUCGGCCACAAGUGGAGAUGACGCCCGAACCCCUCUCCUCAUCAAUACUGCUGGGUGGACAAAGGGCCUCGGCCUCGAGCUACUCAGUGAAAUCCUCUACAAUUCACAGGCAUCAGACAUAGUGCAUAUCGCCACCCCCUCAGAGCGUUUCAACCCUGUCCUGGGGGUAAUCCCGCCGAAUGUGGCGCUCCAUGAGUUGAUGAGCGUUGCGGGGGCUUCGUCCAAUAGGUACACGGCAGCGGAUCUGAGACUAUUGCAGACCAUGUGCUAUAUGCAUCAUCGUCCCGAGAAGGGAAAUUGGGAUUUCGUCACCCCGUUAACGGCCAUGGCGCCGUGGGUUGUUCCACAUACGGGCCCCGAGGCGGGCAUUGAUGGGAUUACGGUGUUGACUGAGAAUGUGGCGCCUGAGGAACUCAUCACUGCGGUCGAUGGUACACUGGUGGGCGUGGUGCUCGUAGAGGAGUAUGCAUUCCCACAAAUUGUCACCGCGCCAGGGUCGGGGCUACCAUGGAUUGCAGAGGCACCGGUGCCGGAAAGUAGUUUUGCGGCUGGGCUGGCGCUGAUCCGUGCUAUUGAUGUGGAAAAUGGAUGCUUGCAACUCUUGACGAGUAUUAGAGAGAGGGAUAUUGCGAGGUGGGAGGAGGACGGCUUGAAAGUAGUCCUUGUGAGAGGAAGAGGUGAGCUGCCGGUAUGGGACAUGGUUGGUGCGUUCAACGAGGAUGCACCAUGGAUUAAUGUCGGCGCAGUUGAGGGUGCAGGCGGGAUGGGCGCUGGAGUGUGGCGAUUCAGGAAGAACGUUAUGAGGAAGGAGUACAUUACAGGGCGCUUUUGA
This is a messenger RNA of Morchella sextelata, 2166 nucleotides long. RefSeq lists its product as uncharacterized. Gene Ontology annotation, cellular component: nucleus. NCBI's taxonomy places the organism in Eukaryota, Fungi, Ascomycota, Pezizomycetes, Pezizales, Morchellaceae. Gene Ontology annotation, biological process: cleavage in ITS2 between 5.8S rRNA and LSU-rRNA of tricistronic rRNA transcript (SSU-rRNA, 5.8S rRNA, LSU-rRNA). The transcript is spliced from 4 exons. Gene Ontology annotation, molecular function: polynucleotide 5'-hydroxyl-kinase activity. Bases 1 to 2166 code for a protein of 721 amino acids. The record is from RefSeq and is a predicted model, not a curated record.